This is a messenger RNA of Pteronotus mesoamericanus, 1905 nucleotides long. It is a transcript of the gene CHRNA4, whose product is annotated as cholinergic receptor nicotinic alpha 4 subunit. Lineage: Eukaryota; Metazoa; Chordata; Mammalia; Chiroptera; Mormoopidae. Gene Ontology annotation, cellular component: synapse; plasma membrane; postsynaptic membrane. Gene Ontology annotation, molecular function: acetylcholine receptor activity; acetylcholine-gated monoatomic cation-selective channel activity. The transcript is spliced from 6 exons. The record is from RefSeq and is a predicted model, not a curated record. The coding region runs from base 1 to 1905 and encodes 634 amino acids. Gene Ontology annotation, biological process: regulation of membrane potential; nervous system process; response to nicotine.
AUGGAGCUGGGGGGCCCGGGGUCCCCGCCGCCGCCGCUGCUGCCGCUGCUGCUGCUCCUGGGGGGCGGCCUCCUGCCCGCGAGCAGCCACGUGGAGACGCGGGUCCACGCGGAGGAGCGGCUGCUGAAGAAACUCUUCUCCGGCUACAACAAGUGGUCGCGGCCCGUGGCCAACACCUCGGACGUGGUCCUCGUCCACUUCGGCCUGUCCAUCGCGCAGCUCAUUGACGUGGACGAGAAGAAUCAGAUGAUGACGACGAACGUGUGGGUGAAGCAGGAGUGGAAUGACUACAAGCUGCGCUGGGACCCCCGCGACUACGAGAACGUGACCUCCAUCCGAAUCCCCUCGGAACUCAUCUGGCGGCCAGACAUCGUCCUCUACAACAACGCGGACGGGGACUUCGCCAUCACCCACCUGACCAAGGCCCACCUCUUCCACGACGGGCGGGUGCGGUGGACGCCGCCCGCCAUCUACAAGAGCUCCUGCAGCAUCGACGUCACCUUCUUCCCCUUCGACCAGCAGAACUGCACCAUGAAGUUCGGGUCCUGGACGUACGACAAGGCCAAGAUCGACCUGGUGAGCCUGCACAGCCACGUGGACCAGCUGGACUUCUGGGAGAGCGGCGAGUGGGUCAUCGUGGACGCCGUGGGCACCUACAACACGCGGAAGUACGAGUGCUGCGCGGAGGUGUACCCCGACAUCACCUACGCCUUCGUCAUCCGGCGCCUGCCGCUCUUCUACACCGUCAACCUCAUCCUGCCCUGCCUGCUCAUCUCCUGCCUGACGGUGCUGGUCUUCUACCUGCCCUCCGAGUGCGGCGAGAAGGUCACGCUCUGCAUCUCCGUGCUGCUCUCCCUGACGGUCUUCCUGCUGCUCAUCACCGAGAUCAUCCCCUCCACCUCGCUGGUGGUGCCGCUCAUCGGCGAGUACCUGCUCUUCACCAUGGUCUUCGUCACGCUCUCCAUCGCCGUCACGGUCUUCGUGCUCGGCGUGCACCACCGCUCCCCGCGCACGCACUCCAUGCCCGCCUGGGUGCGCCGCGUCUUCCUGGACCUCGCGCCGCGCCUGCUGCUCCUGCGGCGGCCGGCCGUGCUCAAGGACAGCGGCCGGCGGCUCAUCGCGUCCGUGCACGGGAUGCCCGGCGCCCCGCGCUGCUGGCCCGGGCCCGAGGGGGCGGCCGACCCCACGAGCGGGGUCCCAGGCCGGGGCCCCUCGCCCGCCUCGUCCAUCUGCGGCCCCCUGGACGAGCCGGGCGAGCCCCAGCCGGCCUGCACGUCGCCCCCGGGCCAGGCGUCCACUCUGCCGCCGGCACAGCCCGGGAACGCCAGUCCCUGCCCCUCGCCCGGCCCCUGCCCUCAGCCCGGCCCCUGCCGCCCGCCAGCCAGCACGCGGGCCCUGGGACUGGCCAAAGCUCGGUCCCUGAGCGUCCAGCACAUGUCCAGCCCCAGCCAGGCCGCGGAGGGCGGCGUCCGGUGCCGGUCUCGGAGCAUCCAGUACUGCGUUCCCUCGGACGAGGCCGCCUCCCCGGCAAACGGCCCCGCCACCGGCACCCCCCACGCCCUGAAGGCCCCCUGGGCCGAGCUCCCGCACCCAGACCAGGCCUCUCCCUGCAGAUGCAGGUGCAAGGAGCCGCCCACGGGGUCCCCGAAGGCCGCGCUCAGAGCCCGCAGCACCAGGGCACCACCGCGGCCCCCGGCUCUGUCGCCUGCCCUGACGCGGGCCGUCGAGAGCGUCCAGUACAUUGCGAACCACCUGAAGGCGGAAGACACGGACUUCUCGGUGAAGGAGGACUGGAAGUACGUGGCCAUGGUGAUCGACCGCAUCUUCCUCUGGGUGUUCGUCCUCGUCUGCCUGCUGGGAACCCUGGGCCUCUUCCUGCCACCCUGGCUGGCUGGCAUGAUCUAG